AUGUUCUCCACCUUCUUCCAGCCCUGCGAGCUCAAGCUCCACUUGCUUCAAAAUGCCGUCUUCUUGCACCCACCCGAUCGCCCACUGCCAGAGAGCCACGAGAGGCCGCCCAUGGCCAACGACGAGAUCGUGCGAGGUCUCGUCGAACUCUACGUCCCAUCCACCCGCCACAUCUCGGGUAUCCGCGUCCGUCUGAAGGCAGUCCAGACCAUCGCCAUCCUCGAUCCAUCGGCUGGCCUCACACCCAUCAGCUGGGAGGACUCCACCGUCCUCGAAAAGGUCGUCGAGAUCGGCAUCCAGAGCGAUAAGCAUCACAACCACAAUCACCAUUAUCUGCUGUCUUUCAACCACCGUUCGGCUUCCGCGGGACCGAGCCAUCAGGUCGGCUCCCCUUCACAUGCCCAGCAGCAACGCGGACGAAGCUCCGCGACUCCGGACCGCUCCGGUCGCUCGGGCUCCGCUUUCGGCAUGCGAUCGCACAGCCCUGGAGGCAGCAUCCCGGCCUCGAUGGCGCGUGCCGUCUCCAGAGGUCGAAAGCUCGCCUCGGGCAUGGGCCGAAUCAGUCACAGCCCUUCCCCGUCCAACAGCCGUCCCGCCAGUCGCGCCUCUUCGCCCAGCGCUCCGCCCUUGUCCGAGCGAGGCCGCACGUCCAUGCGUUCGCCUCCGACCUACGCCUACGCUAUCUCCGAGGCGCUGCGCAACGGUGCUGAUUCCACCGCUCCCUUGGAUCAGGAGGUCACCGAGCACAGUCUACCGCCGAGCAUCUCCGCGACGCCCCAAAGGUCACGUCGCCCAAGCUUGUCCAACGACCGCACUCCACCCGACGAGCGCGGAUCCUCAAUGCGCGAGACCGAUGAGCUGGCUGCGCAUCUGAGCAGGUCGCUUGCUGUCCAUGCCAGCGCCAAUCGCAGGAGCAUGAGCGCAGCUCCAGCAGAAAUGGCCUCCUCCCAGUCUUCCGGCUUACACGUCAACGCUAACGCCGAGGACGACAAGGGCAAGGCCAAAUCCAGGAGCCAUUCCAUUGGCUUCUUCGGCUCUCGCAAGGCUCGCAGCAAAUCGCGCGUGCCUGUCGGGCGCGGCAGCGCAGCUCACACGAGCGACCUUGUCCAGGUCGACGAGGAGGGCGAGAGGGGCCGCAGAGGGCCCGCCGACCGUCCUUCCUUGGAGCACUCGGGCUCAUCUGGAGGCGUCGUCGUCACGCCAGGCUCCGAGGGCGAUGGUGGCUGGGAAACCGAGCCCAACCAAGACGGCCUCGAGCUGCAAAAGGGCGUGCACGGCUUCGAAUUCGCCUUCAUCAUUCCCUGCGAUGCUCCUCCUUACGAGCGCUCGCCUUAUGGCAGGGUGCGCUACAUCAUCAAGGCUACCGCCAUCGGAGCCGGUCGAGCCAAGUCGAACGUCGAGUGUUGGCGCGACCUGUACCCAAUGGUCAAUCCUUCGCCCGACAGUGGACCCACGCCUCUCACGGUGCUCUACAACGACAUGCAUCCCACGGUCGGCCUGGUCUCCAUCGCUUGCACAUCCAACAACAUCUCCGUCGGCGGCGUCUUCAACAUUGACGUCAACUCGCCCAACCCGCCGAAGGAUCUCAUUGUGUAUUUGGUGCGCGUCUCGCUUGAGACGACCAUCGAGCUCAGCACCAAGCGCAAGGGCAAGCAGACGGUGCCCGUCCAGCGUCACAAGCUCUUCGAAAAGGGCUGGGUGCCGCCCAAGAACAAUGACGGAUCGCACGGCGACGGUAAGAAGACGGAUGGCUUCGUGCGGAACUCGGGCACAGAGGAUGCCUGGACAGUGCAGGGCAUCGCGCGCAUGCCGGACGACAACCACAUUCGCGCUUCGACCGUGGCUGCCUCCAAGGCAAGCAUCCGCUUCAGCCACAUUAUUGUCGUCGAGAUCGUGCACAGCCGCAAGCCGCCCGGAAGUACGGCGACAACGCCAGAAGAGGAGGCCAAGGAGAGGAGGCUAAAGGUGUUCGCGCUUCGACAACCUGUGCUGGUGCCGUCGUGUUGCUGCGCCUACGAUGCGGUGACCCUGCCGGCGUACUCGGCCGAUCCGGACCCGUCCUCGCGCCGGGCUGAGAUGCCGUACGACCUGACAAGCUUUGCGCACCACCCGCCGAGCAGCGACGGAAACGCCUCGGCGAGUUUCAGUCACGGCAAUAGCACCACAAGUGGCUUCUCGACGGCAGGACCCAACGGCACAAGCACAUCCACCGCGGUCAGUGGCCAGUCGCAGCUCUUCUGCGUGUGCGGCAUGUCGUUGCAGGACCUCAGUGCACAGGAGCGCGCCCUCAUCCCGAGCCAGCCGCUGGAUGUCAUGGGUGGCGAGCUCUUCCGACACCAGGGCAAGAUCGGCGAGCUUCCGCCAAGGUUGGAUGCCGCACAGCGCAGGAGAAGCCCGUCCACGUCGUCCACCGCGCCUGGCAGCGGCAUUGUGGCGAGUCUCAAGGGCCGAAGGCGCUCGACCUCGAGCACGCGCACCACCACCUCGGCGAGUGCUGCUGCGAGCGGGUCGGGGGCUGCAGGCACGGCGGGGCCGCUGAGCGAGCGCAGGGGCUCUAUCACGGCAGGAAUCAAGGGCAGGUCGCCAUCGAUCACGUCGGCGCUGCGAGCCAGACGGCCGUCCAACUCAUCGGGAUACGCCGGCGGCGCGGCAUUCAACCGCUCGGAAAGCACAAGUAGGGGCUCGGCCAUCAGCAGGAUUUCGGCAACGAGCUCCGCGCCGGUCACCAGGGCCAGUGCCGAUGUCCGCGAUGCAGCCCAGCCUGCGGUCCCGCACAUCCCCGAGUAG
Moesziomyces aphidis is the source of this 2787-nucleotide messenger RNA. The record is from the annotation of a GenBank genome assembly. Lineage: Eukaryota; Fungi; Basidiomycota; Ustilaginomycetes; Ustilaginales; Ustilaginaceae.